AAAAAAAACAUAUGUAUGAUUUAACUGCUAAAUAAAAAACAAAUUACCAAAUAAAUAACUAAUAAUGUUAUUAAAAUGAUAGGCGAAUUUAUUUUUGAUAUAUUUGCUGCUGGUUCAUUCAUUAAUUUAUUCACUGAACCACACUAUAAAAUCGCUUUCAUAAAUUUGUCUGAAAAAAAUAAAAUAAUAACAAUAAAGCAAACUGAUUUUACUAGAAAACUCACUCAUGGUCAUUAAUGUACAUUUCAGAUAAGACAAGGUAAAAUAAUGAAAUAUGCACAUCUUCAUUACUGGAAAAGAUGAAUAAGAGAACUUUAAAGCACUGUCUGUGUAAGUUCGCUCCUAAAUAAACUUCUCCAUCUUUGUAUUUUUAAUGGUCAGCUCUCUAAAGCCAUGUUUAAUCCAUCUGGAAUGUCCGGUGAAAGGGCUACAAACAAUUGCCUUACACUUAUUAAACUACUCUUCAUAAUAUAACAACAACAACAACAACAACAAUAAGUAGCUCAGUGUAUUGUUCUUAAUGGUUUCCUUUGUUCUGGACAUUAUUAAUUUAUUUACAGUUUUACAGCGUAAUAGAAAUCCUUUAAAGUCAGUAUGAUAUUUAAGAGGAGGAAAGAGAGAAAUCUGCAAAAGGUAUUAAACUUAUUAUAGUUUGCGGCAAGAACCCAUCAGAUAACUAACGGAAAAGGAAACGCAUUUGAUAGGCUAAGGGGGGCGAAAUUAUCCUACUAUGAUAAAGACUUGUCUCUUAAUAUUCAUGAGACGAGCCUUCGCCAUUGGCAGAUUACAACACAGCGUCAACAACGUGUCAUUAAUAUUCAUAAGAUGAGACUUCUUUGGAAGAUUACCAGGCAACGCCACACGACUCAAUUAUUUUAAAAACUUUACCACACUAGAAUUCGUAACUGGGGGAUUUAUAGUCCUGGUAUACGCGGAUAAACCCAAAUUAGUGCGCACAAGUCUCAGUUUUGGCAACUAAGAGCGUACGCUAAAAAAAGAAAACCACGGAUGCCAAAUAUAACGCAAGGUGUGCGCUCUGCUUCGGGUGUUUCUACAUCUCAGCUUCAUUUACCGCUGUCAGAUUUAUUUCACAGUUGUUGGUUUUAAUUUUAUACGCGCAUUAUGGAGUACUGGAGGCAGUGCAGCUUGUGGCUGAUCAACUGUAAAGUUUUGCCCCGGAAUCAUCGGGUCACGGCUGAUUCGGCGCAGGUUUUUGAUUUGGCCCAAACUCUUCGGGAUGGGGUGCUUCUGUGCCAACUGCUGAACAAUCUCAGACCCGACACCAUUAACCUGAAAGAGAUCAAUCUCAGACCACAGAUGUCACAGUUCCUCUGUCUGAAGAAUAUCCGUACAUUUCUGUCUGCAUGCUGUGAAGCAUUUGGGAUGAAGAAGAGCGAAUUGUUUGAUGCCUUCGAUCUCUUCGAUGUUCGUGAUUUUGGAAAGGUCAUCGACACUCUAUCAAAACUCUCUUAUACACCUACUGCACAACAGACAGGGAUCAGGUCAUUCCCCACAGAGGAAAGCAGUGAAAAUGAAGACAUAUACAUUCAUUUGGCAGAUCUCAUAGAUGAGGAGCUGGAAGAAGAUAUUUAUGACCCCGUAUACGGAGAUGUUGAGGGAGGAGAGGUGUAUGAGGAUCUGAUGAGGACUGAGGCUGCUUCGUCUCAGGCGAAACAGGCCGAGGUGGACAUCAGAAGCUGCUGUCUUUUAGAGAUCAAACAGACAGAAGCCAAAUACACUGAGACUCUGGAGACCAUUGAGAAGUAUUUUAUGAUUCCACUGAUAAAAUUCAUCUCAGCAAUAGAAAUUGACAAGGUUUUCAUCAAUAUACCAGACCUGGUUAAAGUUCACAAAAGCCUAAUGGCCGAGAUUCAAGACUCUGUUCAAAAUAAAAAUGCAGAAAAUCUCCACCAGAUCUUCAUUACUUACAAAGACAAGCUUUUGCUUUAUGGAAAAUACUGCAGUCAUGUAGAAUCAGCCAUUUCUCUGUUAGACUUCAUCUGUAAGGAAAAAGAGGGCGUUCGACUGAAACUAGAGGAAUGUUCAAAGAGAGCCAACAAUGGGAAAUUCACUUUGAGAGACUUGCUUGUGGUUCCCAUGCAGCGUGUGCUGAAAUACCCACUACUGCUUCAGGAAUUAGUCAAAUAUACUAAUGACACCACUGAAAAGAGCAACCUACGAGUAGCCCUUGAUGCCAUGAGAGACUUAGCCCAGUAUGUAAAUGAGGUGAAAAGAGAUGUUGAGACUCUGAGGGAGAUUGAUCAGUAUCAGAGAUCCAUUGAGAAUUUGAAUCAGUGCUUACUUUCAUACGGAAGACCGAAGGGUGACGGUGAAGUCCGUUUGGUGUCAAAUGUGGACAAGCGUAGACAGGACAGACAUAUUUUUUUGUUCGACGUCGCUGUCAUCGUCUGCAAGAGGCGUGGGGACAACUAUGAGAUGAAGGAAGUGAUCGACCUCAAUCAUUUCAAGAUCACCAAUAACCCCACCACUGAUAAGGACAGCAGAAAGUGGUGCUACGGGUUCUUCCUCACCCACCAGCAGGGGCAGAGUGGAUUUGAGUUCCUGUUCAAAACAAAAGAGCUGAAGAAAAAAUGGCUGGACCAGUUUGAGAUGGCCAUAUCUAAUAUUCGCCCAGAGAAUGCCACGUUUAACUCUCACCACUUCAAAAUGCACACUUUUGAGAGGGCCACCACCUGCAGCUCCUGUCAUAUGCUUCUCAGGGGAAUUUUUAACCAAGGCUACCUUUGUACUAAAUGUGGAAACGGGGCUCAUAAGGGCUGUCUGGGAAAACUAGGAGUCUGUGGAAGGGCAGGUAAUGGUGCUGCUGUUCAGAAAGCACAGAGAAAGACAACACCUAGGAAACAAGAAGACCCAGGUUUGCCAAAAAUGUUGGUCAUCAGAGAUUAUUUUGGGGUCCCCAGUCCUCAGGUCGGACCGCCGCUGAAUGCUCAGAUUGGUGAUGUCAUAGAGGUCAUCUGUGCCGAUCCUCACAGCUCCUGGUGGCAGGGCAAAAUCCUGACAACACAAGAGACCGGCUUCUUUCCAAGUGAUGCAGUCAAGCCCUGCCCAUGUGUACCUAGGACAAUUGACUAUUCAGCCCAACCCUGGUUCGCCGGGCCCAUAGAGAGGCACCACGCGGAGUCCGAGCUCAUGGAGAGAGCGAACAGCACCUACCUGGUGCGAUACAGGAGCCGGGAGAACAGAGAGUAUGCCAUCAGCAUCAAGUACAACAACGAUGUGAAGCACAUUAAGAUCCUUACUAAGGAGGGCUGCUUCUACAUUGCUGAAAGCAGGACAUUCAAGACUGUAUUAGAACUGGUUGAAUAUUACAAACAGCACUCUUUGAAAGAGGGUUUCCGUACACUGGACACGACUCUGCAGAUGCCGUAUAAGGAGCUCAGUAGUGGACUCAGAACUGUUGCUCCAGUGCUCUGUGGGCUUUCCGUUUUGAGUCCCACCAGCUACAGUUUUGUUCCUCCCUCCCCCUCACCCUUCUGGUCAGUUUUGACCCCGAGAGUGCUUGGCAUUGCACUGGCACGAUAUGAUUUCAGCUCCAGGGAUACUCGGGAACUCUGUCUGCAGGUGGGCGACCUGGUGAAGAUCUAUAUCAAGUGUACCAAUGGAUGGUGGAAGGGUGAAGUCAAUGGCCGGGUGGGAUGGUUCCCUUCAACCUAUGUGGAGGAAGAGGAGUGACCAGCACAGGAAGUCAUCCUCACUAUGCUGUGACAGUGAUAAGCCACCUGUUGGCGUUGGACAAGAAUUGUAAUAGUGAACAAUGCACAGCAAUUAUCAACCUCAUCUAAUGGGAUCCGGUGGACUGUGGUUGAGACCUGCAGCGUGAUGCAUCUGAGGCCCCGUCAGCUUUGACUGUUUAAUUAGUUAUGAACGUCCCUCGCUGCUCCACAUUCAGUCCAGACAUCUUUUUCUCUCACUCUUUCCCUCCCUCUCACCCUGUCACCUCCUGAAAUCUUCACACAGGGCCUGGGGCCCCCCUCUCUCUGCCUGUUUAAAAUUUAAACUCCAUUUCUGUGCUAUGCCGGACCUCCCAUAAACUCAGGAGUGGCACGCAGAGAGAAAAGCCCUGAGCUGGCCGUUUUUUUCCCUCCACUCGGCGACCUUUACGCGGUGCUUUCAGCUCACCUUGUGCUAUAAUUGAUGAUUUCAUCCACCCGUCUGACUCUGCAAAGUUUGGCUGGGGCGAGAUGCUGUCACGAAGCCUUCCUCCCUGCCUUCUCCUCUUCAGCCCUGAUAACACUUAGCAGCAGUGCUCUCUCAGUGCGCUCGGGGCGCUGCGCGGUGACAGGAGGCCUGCCGUUCAGUGCGAUAUCCAUCUCAGCCGGCCUGACGCACUGCACUGUGAUCAGUCAUCGCUCUGUCUGUUUCUGAACCUCAGGUGCUCCCAAGCAGAAUGUUGGCACUGAUUUUGGACUUGAGUCAAUUCCUUCUCUUUUCAUGCAACGGAAAGACUAGUUAACAUAACAGCGUUUGCAAUAGGGACUGAGGCUAGACACUGCAAAAAAUGGAAGUAUGAAAUAAAAAUACUGCCAAUGGAAGAGGACAAAAUGCACUACCUUUUUUAAAGUUUGGGGUUAGUAAGGUUUACUUUUAUAUAAUACAUAAAUAAUACCUUUUAUUCAGAAAGGAUGCAAGUGACAGUAAAGACAUUUGUAAUUUAAAAAAAUUUCUACUUAGAACAAUUCUGAAAGGGUUAGUUCACCCACGUCAUAAGUGUUUCGAAAUUUCAAUAGCUCACCUGACUUUGGCAGUUUGAUAUGCGCUCCGAACCACUGAUUCGAAACAAAAGAUUCGUAAAGCUUCGAAGCUUCAUGAAGCAGUGUUUUGAAAUCGCCCAUCACUAGAUAUUGUUAAAUAAAGUUGCUUUUUUUUUUUUUUUUUUUGCCACACAAAAAGUAUAUAAUAUUAUAGUUAUAAUAUUAAAGUUGAACCACUGUAGUCACAUGAACUGUUUUAAAUAUGUUUUUAGUAGCUUUCUGGGCAUUGAAAAAGGAAAUGAUCUUGCUGGCAAUACAGUCCUUACUGAGCCAUCGGAUUUUAUCAAAAAUAUCUUAAUUUGUGUUCUGAAGAUGAACGAAGGUCUCACGGGUGUGGAACGACAUGAGGGUGAGUAAUAAAUGACAUAAUUUUAAUUUUUGGGUGAACUAACCCUUUAAGCUUUCUAUUCAUCAAUGAAAGAGUAAGAUUGAAUUUUUAUAUAAGGUGUCGUGCUGUGAUUGGCUAGAUCUAAUUUUUUAACAAUGAAUGACGUGGCAUUAGAGUCUUCCUGGUAGAACCUACGCCGAAACUUCCAUAUUUGUGAUCAAAUAAAUGCAGACUUGUUGAGCAUAAGAAACUUCUUUUAAAAACAAAAAAUCUUACUCACCCCAAACUUUUGAACAGUUGUGUAUAUCCAAAGUACUUUCUCUGAAAAGGUCUUAUAUUGUGUCAUUUGUCUUCUGAGGUAAGUUUAUCUUGUUUUAAGGAUGUUUAGAUUUUUUUACUGGAAAACAGACAAAAACAAGGUUUCUCUGAGGACUGGCAUCACAGAUGAACUUUUGUUUAAAACAUUUUUGUAAGUUCUGUGCAAGGGAAAUUGUUCUCUAAAUGGACAGACAUUUUUUUUUACAAGCUGUUUUAUAUGCUAAAAUCCAGGUCAAGUCUUUUCUCAGAAAACUAUAUUUACAGAAAUGUCAUUUUCACUGCUGUCGUAGAUGUUGAAAAGAUAAUUGCAAUCAUACAUCUGUUUCUUAAUGCACCUAACAGUUCAUGUUGUCUGGUUUUCAUCAGAAUGCAUGUAAAUUAUGACUUGUUUCACACCGUUUAGCCAGUGAAUUCUCUAUAGCUGUAUACAGGGUCCAAAUGUAACUUUUUGCCACACUCGCUGAUGGUGUGAGAAAAUUUACUAGAUUUUAAAUUCUGAAUGGCCAUAAAACUAUUUUGUAUUACUUUUAUUAAAAUAUUUUAUACCCAUUAAA
Molecule: messenger RNA, 5972 nt
Organism: Ctenopharyngodon idella (grass carp)
Lineage: Eukaryota; Metazoa; Chordata; Actinopteri; Cypriniformes; Xenocyprididae
Gene: vav3b
Product: vav 3 guanine nucleotide exchange factor b
Exons: 28
Coding region: 1123-3693 (856 amino acids)
Biological process (GO): intracellular signal transduction; regulation of GTPase activity; cell migration
Cellular component (GO): plasma membrane; cytoplasm
Molecular function (GO): guanyl-nucleotide exchange factor activity; protein binding
Source: RefSeq, a predicted model, not a curated record